This is a messenger RNA of Lodderomyces jiufengensis, 825 nucleotides long. RefSeq names its product proteasome core particle subunit alpha 6 (gene PRE5). Gene Ontology annotation, biological process: ubiquitin-dependent protein catabolic process. Lineage: Eukaryota; Fungi; Ascomycota; Pichiomycetes; Serinales; Debaryomycetaceae. The transcript has a single exon. The coding region runs from base 1 to 825 and encodes 274 amino acids. Gene Ontology annotation, cellular component: proteasome core complex; nucleus; proteasome core complex, alpha-subunit complex. The record is from RefSeq and is a predicted model, not a curated record.
AUGUUUAGAAAUAAUUACGACAACGACUCAGUGACAUACUCCCCCACUGGGAGAUUAUUUCAAGUAGAAUAUGCAUUAGAGGCAAUAAAACAAGGAAGUGCAGCAGUUGGUUUAAUUUCCAAAAAUCAUGUUGUAUUAGUUGCAUUAAAAAGAAAUGCAGAAGAACUAGGUUCAUAUCAGAAAAAAAUCAUUAAAAUAGAUAAUCAUAUGGGAGUAGCAUUAGCAGGUUUAGCUCCUGAUGCAAGAGUAUUAUCUAAUUUUUUAAGAAAACAAGCAAUGCAAUGUAAAAUGAUUUUUAAUCGUCCUAUUCAAACUUAUAAAGCUGCUUUAACAAUAGCAGAUAAAGCUCAAGAAAAUACUCAAAGUUAUGGAUCAAGACCUUAUGGAGUUGGAUUAUUAAUUGCUGGUUAUGAUGAAACUGGACCUCAUUUAAUUGAAUUUUUACCUUCAGGAUCAGUAUUAGAAUAUUAUGGAGCAGCAAUAGGAGCAAGAUCACAAGCAGCAAGAACAUAUUUGGAAAGAAAUUUAGAUGAAAUUAAACAAAGUGAAUCAAUUGAACAAUUAAUAACUCAUGGAUUAUAUGCAUUAAGAGAUACUUUAAGUCAAGAUGUUGAAUUAAGUUUUAAAAAUACAAGUGUAGCGGUAGUUGGUAAAGAUCAAGAUUUUAUUACAUAUGAUGGUGAAGAUGUUCAACAAUGGCUAGAUAAAUUAGAUUCAGUCACAAAUGAAAGAAAUAGGACGAGUAGUAGUGGUAAUGAAGAACAACCAGAAGAACCAACACAAGAAGAAUCUCAUGAAGGUGAUAGAAUGGAAACUGAUGAAUAG